This is a messenger RNA of Pomacea canaliculata, 2954 nucleotides long. RefSeq lists its product as uncharacterized. The transcript is spliced from 10 exons. NCBI's taxonomy places the organism in Eukaryota, Metazoa, Mollusca, Gastropoda, Architaenioglossa, Ampullariidae. Bases 838 to 1884 code for a protein of 348 amino acids. The record is from RefSeq and is a predicted model, not a curated record.
UCUGAAGAUCUCUUAGUCUUCAUUUAAAAUUCAAAACUAAUCACUGAUGAUGCUAUAUUGUGUGUGUAAGUGCAAGAAAUUUUUGCAAGGAACUAUAUAAUCUAAACACACCAGAAAACAAUGCAGUUUGUAUAGACAAUAAUGAACUUUUAAAUAAUAAGACUCGCAUGCCUUCCAAUUUUAAGAACUUGUGGCCUGUGAAACUGGAAGGGCUGGUCAGUAAUGAAAAAUUAAAUUUCAGGAACUGGAUCUUGAAAGAAAAAGCUGUCAGAUUAGAUUGUAUCUAGCAGAUCUAGGUAAUUCAGAUGAUCACAUAAGUGUGAGGGAUCAGUAUACAGUAUACUCUGUUGUGUACAUAAAUGUGAAGGCAUGGGUACACAGGGUUUGAGCUCUUGGUAGGUUACUGGGGAAUAAAGAGAACACAUCUUUAAAAGCUCUAUGGAUGAGAUGAAAUGUUAAAAACUGGAGUUGUAAUACGCGCAUGGUUGAUUGAACGUGCUGCUUUGUCCAACAAGAGAUUUUCUCUCCCCCUUCCCCCAGAUUUGGAGACAAAUAUUUAACAGUACACUACAGCCACACUUAAGGUGAUAAAUUAUCAUUUAAGAAAUUCUGAAGGACUUUAAUUCUUGGCUAGACGAACUUUGACAGCAAGUUUUUAAAUGACAGUUGGUUAAAAACUUGGUUAAACUUUUAAAACCUUCAUUAAGUGAAGGUCCGUGAUCAUAAGGAAAAGUAAGGAGAUCCUACAGAUUUCUAUAAUCAGUGGAUAUCCUGCUCGCCUUAACAUCUCGCCCCACAAGUAUUACCUUGCCCUUUGACAUUGAAUCAAGAGAAGUAAUGCCAUGGGCAGAGAACUCGAAUACUGAACGGAGUGGGCGGAGCCUGAUGAGCGACGACACUGGAGAAAAGCUUUGUUUCUCUCUGGAUGGAUGGAAAUUAUAUUACACUUACAGCUGUUUCACAACACUUGCAAAAAUUAUGGCAGAAGAUGUAGAGUUGCAAAAUCUGGUAAAAAUUACAGUGAAAACACUGGAUCUUAAUUCUGAUCCUUUUCAGGUUACAGCAGUAUCACAAAAUGGAAAUGUUUGUGCAGAGCAAGUCCACAGAAAGGCAUGUACUUUAGCAGGCCUCCAAGUAUCCAGUUGGCCGUAUUUCACAUUGCUCGAACAAGGAAAACAACCAAUUCGCAGAUACCGCAAUGGAGACUUCAUUAAGGUUCAUGGUUCAGAUUUAUACCUCAGCAAGUGGUGCUUCCAGACUUCUUUAGAGGAAGAUUUGAUAAACAACGACCCAUGUGCAGCUCAUCUUAUUUUCCUGCAGGCAAGGCAUGAUCUUGAGACAGGAAAGCUUCAUCUACAAGACAAAGAGAGAGAGAAGCUUGAAAGAUGUACAGAAAAUGACAUUGAAGCAGAAUUCCAAUACACUUUGUUGUGUCAAAGACAGCCUGACUACCAAAGCCUUUACAUUCAUCAGUGCCGUCUUCUGAAAAAAGUGUCAACAUCAUUUGUCAUGUUGACAACUGACAGCAUGUUUGAUGUGGUAGUUUCAAAGCUUGGAGUGAAGUUUCUCACAGAGGUGACAUUUGAUUUCACGUGGUUUGAAGUAUCAAGAUGGACACUCAACAAAAAGGAGACUGUCAUCAGCUUCUCAUAUGCACCUGAAAUUUGUGAUCACAUUGAUAUUCUGCUGAAGACAGACCAAGCAGAGUUUUUCUUAUCAGGAGUUUUAGAGUUUGUCAAGAUUCUGCAGCAAGAGGAGAAACUUCAGUUAUCAUUUCAUGCAGAUAUGAUAACCACCACACCAGAUGGGAUGAUAAUCACAUGGGAAAAUGGUGUUUAUGAUCAAGCCAAGGCAAGAAACUUUCAAGAGACUUCUAGAAUUUAAUAACGUAAGAUCAUAGUUAUGAAGGUUUCUUCAUGCUCCAUUUCAAGAUAGCUUAUUCAAUAGAAACAAAAUAUGAAUAGCUGUUCAUCUGCAGCGCAAGUGACAAAAAAUCGUCUAAAUUUUUUUUUUAACCCUAACCCUUUUUUUUUCAAGAGUACGAGUACGUAUAUUUUGUUUUUGAUGACAUUUUUGAGUCAACUAUAUCACCACCACUGUCGUUCCUUGACGGCAGCAAGCGAUGCUAGGCAGUGGCAGAUGAAUUCUUUAUUGCCAACUUCUUCUCUUCUGUGAGAGAUAUCUAUGGAAUCAUCGCCGCUGCUAUUCGGAUCAUCGCCGCUGUCGUUCAUUGCUUGGAGCUGCUGAUUUGAGGUAGCGGCAGGCGUCGAUUGUGGCCAGAGCGGUCCAUCAGCAGUGACAGCGGGGCACUACUAUCGACUCACCCGCUGUCCUACAAUUUAUCAAGGGGAGGUAGCCUAGUUGUACUGCCAUUUUCCUCGGCGGGGAGCUGAACUGGUCACGUCCCGAGGACGUGCAAGUGUAGUUUCAGAGAGCCGCUAACUUUUGUCUAACGACAGAAUCCUAUAUAGAUAGAUAGUAAAAAUAGAUGACAUUUAUUGUUAGUAUUUGUCACUGAAAGAUAUGUAUAUGACUUUGAGUUCGUGUUUGGCUUUUUUAGUUAAUAGUAUUCAUUUGGACUGAUUUCAUAACUGUGUUGUCAGUUGUGUGUGAGCGUGUGGACAUGCGAAAUCGGGUGAGUGGGCUUGAAAGGGUAUAAGUCCGAUGUGAAGCAAGCCAGCAGAGGUAUCCCCUUUCCCCCCUCGAGCUAUCUAGUCAUUUUAUGGAUGUUUUUGCAUAUAUUUAUAUUAUUAUUAUUUAUAAUAUUAUUAUUAUAUGGAUCUGACCGUCUACUUGCAUGCGAACUGAUGUGGGUUACAAUAGAUUUAGCUUGAGACCUGUAUUCCUCACCAAAAGGUGUAUAUUUGCAAAAGUUUAAAUGAACCACCAGUCUGAUUACAUUACAAUAUGGAUGCAUUUGCUAUUCACAUCUAUAUAAAGAUGCUUUUCUUGUU